AUGGCUCCGGAAGGCGAGCGGCUCUUCUCCUGGGCGCUUGCCCUGCUCGCCGCGCUCGCCACGCUGCUGGCCGUCUUGCUCGCCCGCUUGCUGCUCGACCAGUACUGGAAAUACAGGGAGCUGAAGCCCAUCCCGGGGAUCAGUCCCUGGUACCCGCUGCUGGGCAACGCGCUGCUCUUUGAACGCGGUGGGGAAGGUAAAGGCCGACGGGGGGUGGGGGCGGGAAGCGGCUGCAAAGCUUGGCAAGAGUUUUCCGAGCGGGGAAACGAAAGUAGCCUGGUUUCUCAAGGUUUGGAAAGAAGCGUCUGUCGAUCGUAACUUGUAUACUAAAAGCGGCGAACAAUACACAAUACACGCUUUCUAGGAUAGGCACCGAAAAGAUACAGGCACUGUACCUUUCCUUGUAUCUCUUAAUUUCAGUAAGGUGAGAUGCCCCACAGUCAUGUUCUUGUUUGAGGUGUGGCUGAGAUGCAGCCAUCCAUCUUUUUACUGCAAAUGUGUGAGUUUAUGCUUUCCCGGAAAAGGCUGGUUUUUACUUUAAUAUUCUUUAAACUUUUCUCUUGUAUUCCACACUGCACUUGUGAACAGGGGUGCCAACUUGAAUAAAAUAUUGGGAGGGCCCAGGUAAGCCCAGCCUUACAUAAUCGAUCAAAAGAUAAGGCGUACACGCAUCAUUCGAAUGGCAAUGCCCACCAACUUGGGGGGAUGCCCCCCUCUAAUAAUUUAUUGGGGGUAUCCUAAUAAGUCUCCGGGCUUCUCUUCCAAAACUAGGCAGGGAGGAUGAGGAUAAGGGGAAAAGUAGAGGGAGUUUCCUCUGCCUGUCAUUGGCUCUGACUCCAGCUACAGUUGGGUUCCCCACCUUCUGCCCCACCAGCCCCAGUGAGAACUAACCUAGUGCACUGGCUGUCUCUUAACUGUGUAUUGGAACGCAGCUUUCUUAGAGGCCUCUCAGGCAUUGUUCUUGAACAGAGAAUUGCAACAGGAGAAGAAAGUGCAUGGAGUUUGGCCUCACCAUCCUGGAUCAGAACAUCACCAGCACUCCACACCACAUGCUUGAAGUGGUAGGUGAUUUUUUUUGCCUGGGUUCCACCAUAACAAGCAACCUCUCCACUGACCAUGAGCUGGACAAGCAUAUUGGCAAGGCAGCUAUGUCAACGGCACACCUCUCCCAAAGGUUACUGGAGAAUGUGAUGCUAAUGUCUAAGACCAAUAUGAAGGUCUACCAGGCUUGCAUGUUGAGCACACUGCUUUGUGGAAGGUAGUCGUAGGCAGCUUACAGCUGCCAGGAGUGAUGCCCCAAUGCCUUCCACAUGCAUUGCAUCAGGAAUAUUUUGGGAGUCACAUGGAAGGACAGAGUCUCAAACAAAGAUGUGCUCUCCCAGGCCCAUGUUCCCAGCAUGUUUGCACUCCUGUCUCUGUCGACUUGGUCAUGUCCACAGAAUGGAAGACGGCAGGACCCCCAAGAAUCUGCUCUACAGACACCCAGCCCAUUGGCAGACCAACUCUGUGUUGCAAACGUGACGUGAAGACUGGCAGCAUCAACCCCAUUGUGUUGGGAUCUCUUGUAGAUGAUUGCAGUGUCUGGAAACAGACAGUCAUGUCAUGCAUUCACAGCAGUGACCAGAGGAGGAAUGACUGCUGGGAGGAGCGCAGAGAGGAAAAAUGUCACGGUGCACCUGUAGCAGCAAAAUCAGAUGCCUUCAUCUAUCUUGCCUGCAAUAAAACAUGUCCCACCUGUAUUGGUCUCUACAACCACAGCAGGUGCUAUAAUUCUCCAACGGUUUGACUUUACCCCCGAAGGCGCACAGUUGCAUUGUCUCCCAAGACAGACAGAUGCCAGGAGAAAGAGAAAGUAUCAUCAACUCCCCCCUGUGUACUGGCCCCAAUGAAAAUGGGGCUGCUGCGUUCAACUUCCUCUCUUAUGUUUUGGUCUCAUGUACCUCAACAUUCUUGCACCUUGGUUUUCCUGAACUGAGUGGAUAUGUCUUAAAGGACAUUCUCAGUACAGUGAGCUGAAUGCAUUUAAAAUGUUCCCUAUGGUUAGGAACCUGCAUGCCUGAAGCUUUUUUAUUUUAUUUGAGGAGGUCAGGGAUGUUGUGGACAAGGCUGGUGCAUAGAAAGGGGCAUUGCGAAAGGGGAGCUGAUAUGUAUAUAGCUUCAAGCCCCCUAUUCAUGUUGAGAUUCCUUCUUCAAACAUAGAAUCUGCAAAGGGCUUAGGAGCAAGUUCAACUGAAUGCUGUUUUACUUAAAAGUAAGCACUGCAGUUUUCAAAAUAGUUACAUGAAAUCUCCUAGGUGAAUCAAAGUGUUUCCAAACAAAGUGUGUUAAGAGCAUGUUACAUAAAGUAGCUACAUUAAGAGCAGGAAAUCAAAUACUUUAAGUAUCUAUCUUGGGAACUGAGUAAAUUGGUAUGGUUAGAAUUUUUUAGAAGUAUUAUACAUUUUUUGCCUCCUGAGCAAUUCUGCAAUGCUGAAUAUUCUGCCUACUGUAGUAGACAUGUUUUUUUGACAACUACCAAACUUAGAAAUGUGAGCUGCUGCUGUUCUUCUUCUUCUCUGUAUAUAAAAUGUGGCAUUCUUUUGUCACAUUUGCCACAAUGUAUGAAUUCUUUUUCCAGCCUAGGAAAAUGUCACUUAAUUGUUUGGUUGCUGAAUCUGAAGAGAACUCACUGAGCCCAGUCUUGAUGGUCCGCCACUCAAAAUUCCCCUCUCCACUUACCCAACCAGAGUGCCAGCUGUUGCUUUUGGGCCUGAAACUUUGUUUUGCAACACCCACAUUCUGUGAAAUGAAUUAUCUGCUGUUUGCAUAAACAGAAAACAUUGAUCAUGUAAAACACCACACAAUGAAGGGGUUUCAGCCUCUGUUUCAACUGAAUCAGCUUUAGCAAAAUCUUUUACAAGCAUGGUUAUUACUCCAUUACAGGAUGGGGACUGUAUUUGCAGAGGUGCAGAUGUAUCUUCUCCUAUCAUGGCUGGAUCAGCUGGCCAGUUAUAUAGACUUUCAUUAGAAGAAUAUAUGACAGGACCUCUUUGCUGGGCUACAACAUCACCUGCCUCAUCUAUUGCAGUCACAUCAUUUUAAAGGACUAAGGGUGUCUGUUCUGUUCAGGACAGAUCUAUUACUUCUUGAGCCAUGUGAUUUGCUGUUGCUUCUGGGACGCUUUCUUCAAUUACAUGAUCACAAUGAUCAAAUAUGGAUUAUUUUAUAUGCUGUGCCAGAGUGGGGCCCACUACCCACUAACAAUGGGGAGCCUCUUUAUAGGGAAUCACCCAUGAAGAGGGGUUAUUUAUAUGGUUAAGAUGAGUUGUAAGCAAAUGUAAAUGUGCUCUUAUACUUUCUGAUGUUUACCAAAACUGAUUGAGCGUGCUACAUGAAUUUAAACUUGAUGUGAAAGUGGGAGGUUGGAAUGAGUCCCUUGUCUCUUGCAAUCUGAAUUUAGGAAGAGGGGUCUCCUGCUAUGUGUUGAUCUUUGCUUAGAGUAGGUGCUAUUCUCACGAGAACAAGUAGCAUAGAGGUGGGAUAUUGAAUUUAUUAUUUUCAUACCUGAUGCAUUUCCUUCCUCCCAACCCAGCUUUCUUUAAACAGUUGAUCGAUUACACUGCGUUGUUAUGGAAUACCCCACUACUACAGCUCUGGGUAGGACCACUGCCCUUUAUUAUCUUAUAUCACCCAGAAACCGUAGAGGUGAGUCUCUCAUUCUUACUCUUUACUACAGGUCUAGAGAACUCCUACCCACCAAAGGCCACAUUCCCUUGGGAAUAAUCUGCCAAGGGGUGCAUGCAUGCCUGUGGUGGGUGGGGCUGAAGUGGAUGGUGAAUAGGGCCAAAGUGGGAGCAGAGCCACCCCAUUCUCUCAUGUACCAUCCAUUCACACGCAUUGCACAAGCAUGUACCUUGGUCAUCCAUCCUCUAUUCUCGCAUACGCUUCUCACUCCAUCCUUCUACUUUCUUGUUAAUUUGCAUAUUCUCUCUCUCUCUCUCUGACACACACGCACCUUCCAAUUUUCUCUCUUCCCCUCUUUGCCCCUCUUCUCCCCAUGGGGCAAUUGGACUUAGGAAAACAAGUUUCCCUUAGUCCCCGAUUCCCCCCCCCCAGGUUUGUUUUCCUAGGGUGUAUGUGUGUAAUUUCACCCCCCCCAAAGGGUAGGGGAAGGGUGCAUGGGGAACGUUAACUCUUUCCUCCACAGCUGCUGCACCUCUCUGAAAAUUGCCUUCCACUUCAAUCAGGCUUAGGAAAAAUUGUUUGGUGUGGAUGGGAGCUAGCCCUCUCAGGCCUAAUUCCAUCAUUGGGACAGGAUGUGGAUCACAGUAUGUGAUCCUGCUGCACGGUGCUUUUAUUCUAGAAAAAAAUAGGUGCCAGUACUCACCAUGAAGUUGUUACAGUAAGUGCCACACUUUUUAACAGCAACGACAAAGAGGUGGCAGCGCUACUUACCCUUGAGUACCUCCUGUAAAAAAACGGAACGCUGCUGCACCUUUGAAAGAAACCACCCCCUUCAUAAAGCAGUCUGAAUGUGAACUCAGUCAGCUGCCUUUCAUCGGAGAAGAUAACCUAAAAACUCUAUUCGUCUUCCAAGGCAGGUUUGCUCAGCAUGUCCCCAUGAAGAUAAAAGUAACCCAACAGCCAUAGCGUUGCCAUUCUACCAGGUGCUUUAUAUACCUCUCCCUCUUUUACUCAGAAAUAAGUUCCAUUGUUUCUAAUGGAGCUUGCUCAGUAGUGGGUACCUGUUUAGGUUCGUCCGCUAUCCUAUGCACACUUACCUGGGAGAAAGCUUCAAUAGACCCUUUGGAACUUACUUCUGAAAAGACUCAGAUGCAAUUGCAUAUUAAAGGCACCAAUCCUUUAAUACCUGGGAGUAAGUCCUGCGGAAGCUGCUAGGACUUAAUUCUUAAUAAAUAUAAUCAGUGAUGCUGGAUCCAGUCUUGGAUCCUGCUAAACUGGAAGUACUUCUGCAACCCAAGAACAGGAGUGAGAUAAAUUGCUUAUGUAAAGCUUGAGCUGUACAAAGUCUUGAACUUCAUUUUGUACUAUCAGCGCGAGGAUUGUUUUCAAUGCAGAUAUUCUGUUAAUGAUCCACUAGUUUGAAAACAUCAGCAGAGUGCUGUUAUCUUUGUUCAGUUGUUGUUUUAAGUAAAUCCUAUUAUAGUGAUAUGCAUUUUCCAAUAUAUCUGUUUGGAUGUAUUUUUUUAAAGCAGGUGGAGGCUUUUUUCCUUGGCAGGAUUUUGACAAUGGCAGCUGCUAAAGGGAUUAAAAAGAAUUCCACCUGCCAGAUUCAAGGAAUGACUGGGUGUAAGGUUUCUACCACUUAUGCUGGACAAAAGGAUUGUCUGUGGGCAGAUACGGUUGGGCUAUUAGAGUGGGAUUAAACUAGGCAGGGCAGCCUGGUUUUGAUUUCCUGAGAGGAAGAUUAGAAUUCUAGAAGCGGCUAAGAGUGUUUUAUGGGUGGUGUAAGACAACAGCCCAUCCUAGAAGGAUUUUAUCUGUCCAGCGCCAGGUUUAAAGUGUGAAGUUAAGAAGGAUCUUAAAUACUUCAUUACCAAUCUGAUGUCAGGACCUACCAUACCGUCAGGGCAUAAUCAAGCUCUGGAAUCUAAAGAGAAAGCAGAGGAGCUGCUAAGACUGCUAAAUCAACAGCCGUCACUUUGAACUCUACUAGAAUAUAUUUUAGAUAGUGAAGGCACCAUUGAACAGAUAGCAUUGGAGGGCAAAGUCAAGAAUUUACGUUUUUUAAUCUCUUCUGUUGGCAGGUUGUAUUGAGUAGCUCUAAGCAUAUUACAAAAUCCGAUCCUUACAAGUUUCUGCAUCCUUGGCUGGGCACAGGGCUUCUAACGAGGUAAGGAAAAUACACCCCUGGAACAUGGGUGCGCAGUGUACUCCUUUGUCACACCCCUUGGAACACAGUGUAGCUGGUGUGUCCAAUACUGGUAGAGCUGUUAGUCCUCCUCAACAAGGAAUGUGUGAAGGGAGAAAUGGGACUGGGGUCAUAGGUCACUCCCCCAACAUUCUAGUUCCAACUCCACGUGUCCACCUCCUCCUGCCCUAUUGAAUAUGUGAAAAGGGCCCCUCCUCAUGCACAGAGGUAUUCACUGCAGAUGGGAGGCCCCUUUCAGAUGCUGUGCUGAAUAUGGACUUUGGAGACGGGGCUUCGGCUGCAGUCCUGCUCCAUUUUCCUCCUGUUUAGUAACUCUGCUAACUCAUUUUAACAAAAAAAAAUUUUGGGGGGGGGGGGAAUGGCUAGCUGGGGGCAAGGAGGAAUAGAGUGAACUGGAGCAUUGCGUGCUGCAAUGUUUUGUUCCAGGUCCUGCUUGAAGGCAUUAAUGCAUUUUGAGACUUGUUUGUGUAGAGAAAAAUAAUAUUUAAGUUUCUGUUUUGCAGCACUGGGGGCAAAUGGCGGUCCCGAAGGAAAAUGUUGACGCCCACCUUCCAUUUCACCAUUUUAGAAGAUUUCCUUGAAGUGAUGAAUGAACAAGCCAAUGUCCUUGUUCGGAAACUUGAAACACAUGUGGACAAGGAGCCGUUUGAUUGCUUUUUCUACAUCACAUUGUGUGCCCUUGAUGUAAUCUGUGGUUAGUGCUGUGGUUGCUGUCAAAGUUUUGCAGUGAAUGAGGUUUAAACAUCCCUCUCAAUUUCUGGAAGAACUGAGCAGAAGUGUUGUUUUCCAGUGUUAAUAGCUUGUUAUUCAUUUAAAUGCGGAUUCAGUGAUCCACUGUGGAGAACACCAGUGGUUUUGAACCUGUGUGCCAUGGCCCUCUGGGGUGCCUUGAAUUAUGGUCAGGGGUGCUGCAGGCAACACUGGCCUCCGUCCAUCUUUUCUUCCCCUCUGAUGCCCUCUCACGUCUCGGCCUCCCAAAGGCUUGUGUGGCUGUUGGUUACAGCAGGCCUGGCUACAAGUUCCCCAGGCAAAUGGUGCCUCUGGGGCUGCCCAGGGAUGCUUCCCAGGCCCCUGUGGGGCAGUGUGAGAAGGCACCUUUCUUUGGAAUGGGGUGGGGGGCAGCUCAGAGACCAGGGGCAGCAGCUGCAGGAGAGAAGGCUGAGGGAACAUUCCACAAGGGAGGGUGUUUGAAAAAGUGUGAGAGACUGCCAGCUCUGCAAGCAAGGGGUCACAUAACUGGGCUCCUGAACCCCACAGGGGUGCCACAGAAAGAAUGUAGUUGGUCAAGGGAGUCGUGGACUCAAAAAGGUUGGAAACCUCUGAUCUACACUGAUAGAGAAGGGAAAUAGUUCAUUGUCAAAUUGUAAUCAAAUUGAAUCACUGUUGAUUUGUAGUCAGUCUGAAUGCAGGUCAGGACUGGGACACAAGAACACAUACUAUGGGACCAAAAGGGAAUCCCAGGAGACUAUGACCACAGGUGUAGUAUUAGUGCAAUAUUACUACAAUUUGACCAUAUGGCUCAGUCCUUUGCAUGCAGGGCACCCUGGGUUCAUAUCCUGGCAUCCCCAGAUGAGUCUAGGAAAUACUUCUCUCUGAAACCUGGAAAGUCAUUGGAAGUCAGUGUAGACCGCAUUGAGCUCGAUGGGCCAGUGUGUGACUCAAAGUAAGGUCUCCCUUUUAUGUCCUGUUCUUGGUUUGUAGGAGCAUGAUUCUUUGAUUGAGUUCUUUCUCUCCUGUUCCUAGAAACGGCUAUGGGCAAGAACAUAGGAGCACAACACAAUAAGGAUUCCGAGUAUGUCCGAGCUGUCUACAGGUAGGUGUCAAUGUGAUCUCCUUUCUAGAAGCAGGGAUGGUGAACCAGUGGCCUGUCAGAAAUCAGAGAUGCUGGUAGCUGGAGUCGAACAGCAUCAGGAGGGCCACAGGUUCCCCAUCUCUGCAGCAGAGCCUUAAUCCAUAAAAACUUUUACUGGGGGCUACAUGGAGAAAAAGUCUUUUUCCUCUACCAUGCAGAUAGCCUUCUGCACGAUAAAUUUCCAAAAGCCUGUUUUGUGUGAUCUUCCUCCCUGCCCCUCAUUGGAGCUGAAUAGCACAAUUCAGGGCCUCUAUGUGGGUUGAAUGCUCACAUAGAAGCUGCAUUCACACUGCAUCUUUGCAGUGGAGGAGCAGGGCACUGCUGUGGCUGUAUGUCCCAAACUGGGCUCUGUUUUACAUGUGAAUCACUUUUCUCUGCAUCUCUACAUGUCACUCUGAUUUGCUCAGCCUACUAGCAAAAAAUUGGGCUCUUUCAUGCACUUUAUGGUACUUUCCUAGAAAUAUAUCCAGCAUUGUUGCUUGUUACCCUAGGAUGAGCGAUCUGAUUCACCACAGACAGAAGUCCCCCUGGCUCUGGCCUAACCUUCUGUACCUCAUGUUCCAAGAAGGGAGAGAACAUUACAGGAGCCUAAAGAUACUUCACACCUUUACUGAUAAUGUAAGCUGCUAUGUUUUUCCUUAGUAUUGCCUGUAGUUUGUUUGAUUCCCUUCAUUCAUUCAUCCAUCUAUCACAGUUUAACAGUGCACUGACCCAGCGUAUCACUUAUUUCAGGGGACAACCAUCGCAUUAUUUGGUAUUGCAGGGAGUGCACACAUUGGAUUAUGCAACCUGAAAAAUAAACACCUCUUUUGUUUCGCUAUCUAAGGUUAUUGCAGAAAAAGCUCGUGAAUUAAAAAACCAGGAGCGGCAUAAAAGCAAUGCUGUCAGCAAUGGUGAUCAAAGCAAGCGCAAAGUCAGGAGAGCUUUUCUUGAUAUGCUUCUGAAUGCCACCGAUGACGAUGGGAAGAAGUUGAGCUACCUGGACAUCCGAGAGGAAGUGGAUACAUUCAUGUUUGAGGUAUAGAAUGCCCAGUGCUGGUUUAGGUUGCAGAACUCUACCCAUUUACCCAAGAGUAAACCCCAUAGAGCUCAAUGAACCUUGUAUGAGGAUUGCAUUGUAAGUGACUUCCAGAACUCAGGAAAUCUCCGGUUUGAAUCUCUUUCCUAGCUGGAUGCUGGCAACUCGGUCUCAUUUAGGCCAAUAACUACAGUAUGGGGAUAAUAAUUCUGACCACAGGUGGUAAUUUCAAACAGAAAUGAGGACCUUCAAGCCUGUGGGCCAAACUUGUCCAUGCAGACCCCUCUGUCAGGGGUUCAUGACACGCUCCAAACAAUGCCCCUCACCAGUCCUGCUUUGCACCCUCUUGCAGUAUUUUUGUGGAUGCCAGGGUAGUUGGGGCUUACAAGAGCAAUUUUUUCCAGCUCCCACUCCCAGUUGUGGAACUCUAUCCACUAGGAGUAUUUGUUCAUGCCUCUUCAACUAUUCAUCUUUCACCAACCUGGGGAAGACAAUUUUGUACAGAGGACUUUCUGUUGAUUUUGGUAUGGCUGGUUGACUUCUUCAUCUCCUCCUACACCCACCCUUCACUGUAAAGUCCCAGGGCAGUUUAUAUCUAAAAAGGGAUAAUACAGCACAUUACAGCAAAUAAACCAACCCCAUCCCAUGCAACACAAUAGAUACAUAUAAGCAAACCAGUUUAUAUGUAUACCAGUUGGAAGGUAAAGGUAAAGGGGCCCCUGACCAUUAGGUCCAGUCAUGGACGACUCUGGGAUUGCGGCGCUCAUCUCGCUUUAUUGGCCGAGGGAGCUGGCGUACAGCUUCCGGGUCAUGUGGCCAGCAUGACUAAGCCGCUUCGGCGAACCAGAGCAGCGCACAGAAACGCCGUUUACCCUCCCGCCAGAGCGGUACCUAUUUAUCUACUUGCACUUGACGUGCUUUUGAACUGCUAGGUUGGCAGGAGCAGGGACCGAGCAACAGGAGCUCACCCUGUCACAGGGAUUCGAACCAUCGACCUUCUGAUCAGCAAGUCCUAGGCUCUGUGGUUUAACCCACAGCGCCACCUGCGUCCCUUCCAGUUGGAAUGUAGGGGGGUCCUAAUGAUAAUAGCUCAUCGGUUGAAUGUCCAAGGCAAGAGGUGCAUCUUCAGUGGCUACCUCACAUGGAAACAUCUGAUGCACCUCUGCAGAGAGAGGGUUUUGGGGCCAUGACAGAGGAGGCUCUGCUAUGCUGCUUCUGGGCUUUGUUUUGUUUUCUGGCUUGUAAUUAUUUUAUGUGUUCUGAUUGUUUUUUGAGUGUUAGCUAUGUUGAGGACUAAUUUUUUAAGUGGAAGGACAGGAUAUAAAUAAAAUUAGGUGACAUCCUAGAAGCAAAGUUGCAGUGCAUGUUUUGUUGUUGUUGUUGUUGUAUUAGGCAAUCUGACUGGGUUGCCCCAGCCAUUCUAGGCGGCUCCCAACAAAAUAUUAGAAACACAAUAAAACAUAGCUAGAUAGGCAUAUCAACCAUUCUGAGAAGACCUUUUCAGAUAUGGGAAUGACUUAGGAGUGUCAGUCUGCCUUUGGCACAUGGGUAGUGACCAGAGCUGGAAGAAUCCCUGGCAUCUGCUGUUGCCUAUACACUUAAAUUUUUGAAAUAUUCGUUCUUGUGUAUGUGGCUGGUGCCUUAGAAGUUUAGAUUUGUGCAAAACCAAAGGUUGUGGGUGCUAGAGGAUUUGAAAUAUUUUGUUCAGGUCCUGGAAAGGGCCAGCAGCUGAGAUUUCUUUUUGUGUGUGUGAUAAAACAUUAGACAUUUAAUUCUUUCUUCCAAGGGUCAUGAUACUACCGCUGCUGCCAUGAAUUGGUGCAUUUACUUGCUUGGGUGUGAUCCAGAAGUCCAAAGAAAAGUUCACCAUGAACUGGAUGAAAUUUUUGGUGAGUUUUCCUUUCCUCUGGGUGUGAACCUGGGCAAAUGUGGUGUACAGGUGUUUAUCUAAGUAAAUGCUCAUAAAUGUCGCAUAAUUCCUCUAACACAGAGAUGGGGAACAAACUGGGCCACAAAUACAGAUCCCGGUUUGGCCCAUGAAGCUGUUUUCACCAAACUACACCCACCUGCCCCACACCUGAUGUCCUUUGUGACUUUGAGACUGGAGCAGAGGUGGAUGUGGUUACAAGAGGACAAUUGGCAUUUUAAAGGGUGAAUGACCACUGGGAUUAACUGUUCUAAGGCGUUCCCAAGCAUGCAAGGGGGCUCUCCAUCAGUGGCCGUCAGCUGAACAACAAUGUCUGCUGAGGAAAAAAGUCUGGUUGCAAAGGUGGUUUGGAUCUAAAGCACAUUUGCAAGUAGACCUCAAAGGGGAUUCCUGUAACUGCCAUUGCAGUUGAUUGCAGGUUACAGCAAGCCCUUGUGAAUUCUGAACGGUGGGCAGCCCCACCCAAAUUGACCCGUGGUGAGGUGGUGAGAAGAUUAAGGGUCUGCCCCCCUGGUCAGAUCCAGUUCCCCAUCCCUGUUCUAAAUCAGGUUGGGAAACUAUGGUCCUGCAGACUUUCCUAGAACUCCAGUUCCCUUCAACCUCAGCCAGAAGGUCCAAUGUUUAGGCCAAUCUCCUCUCCAGCUCCAAACAUUACACCUUUUAGGUAUUGGCUGCAGUGGCUUGGCCUGCACAUCAAAGGCUCCCAGAUAACAUUCUGCAGGUUCAAUCUUUGAUGCAUUGCAUCCUGUCACUUCGCUAGACAAUGAUGCUGCACUGCUUUAACUCUCUUAAAAGGGACCACCUAGGAAAGAAUUGAAGCUUAAAACAAAAAUAUGGUUUUUAUUUUGCUGGCUAAGGAGAGUUAUGAAUGCUUGGAAGUGCUGUCCCCUAGUGGUCUCAGAGGCUAGCAAUGCCUUCUGCUGACAAAAAAGCUAUUCUGGAGUCAGGAGCCAGACCUCAUGCUUUUUUGUGCUGUGGUCUUUGCAGCUCUAGUGUGGACAGACCUCAUGCCAGCAAAAAGGAAGCCCUGAUGAGCUGGUUGUAAGCAUAAGCACAGAAAUGAUUAGUGGGUUAGACCCCACAAUGCCUCCUGCUCCACCAUAAUUUAAAAUAGGUGUCAGAAUAACACACGUUUAUUCUCAGGGGACUCCGAUCGUUAUGUUACCAUGGACGAUUUGAAGCAACUACGGUAUCUGGAUUGUGUUAUUAAAGAAGCUCUUCGCCUCUUUCCUUCCGUUCCAUUUUUUGCCCGUACACUGAGUGAGGAAUGUUAUAUAAGUAAGUAAUUCAGGUUGCUUAAUGCUUUGAUGCACUGUGGCUAUAAGCUUAGUACUAUUGGGGGUGGCUGUGGAAGAAGAGACUAACAAAUAUCUCUUCUUCUUUGGCAGGAGGGUUUAAGGCACCAAAAGGGGUUGAUGUCAUCAUUGUGCCCUAUGCACUGCAUAGAGACCCUGAAGUCUUCCCAGACCCUGAGGAAUUCAGACCUGAGCGAUUUUUCCCUGAGAACACAGCUGGGAGGCACCCGUAUGCAUAUGUGCCUUUCUCUGCUGGGCCCAGGAAUUGUAUUGGUAUGUACGAGAAUAAAGAAAAUCUCUAUCUCUUCAGAACUCCAGAGCACAGUAUGCUUCCAUUACUGAUCUUUCAAAGGGAGAUUUUUGUCAUAGUAGAGUGUUACCUCCGGUUACAGACUCUUCACGUUACAGAUGCUUCGGGUUACAGACUCCGCUAACCUGGAAGUAGUACCUCGGGUUAAGAACUUUGCUUCAAGGUGAGAACAGAAAUCACGCGGUGGGAGGCCCCAUUAGCUAAAGUGGUACCUCAGGUUAAGAACAGUUUCAGGUUAAGAACGGACCUCCAGAACGAAUUAACUUCUUAACCCGAGGUACCACUGUACUUAGAGCAAGGCCUACAAAUGUGUUGUUGUUGUCAGGACUGGCCCUAGCUUUAGGCAACCUGAGGUAAUUGCCUCAGGCAGACAGUGCUAGAGGAUGGCAAAUCAGUGCCCUUUGACCAGCUGUGGUCCUGCUAUUGCCCAAUGAGGCCUUCCACCUUCUCCAUUGCUCUAGAAAGGAAAAGGGGAGGGUAAUGAGUCAGUAGUAGAAGCUGUCUAAAGGGAAUGAUUAUCCAACAGCAAAGCUGAAAGAUCAUGCAAUCUACUAAAGCCCCAGCAACACUGCACAUCUAAAGCAAUAUUAUACCAUCUAAAAUGGUGAUGGCUUCUCCCAAAGAAUCCUGGGAGCUGUACUUUGUUAAGGGGUCUAAGAGUUGUUAGGAAACCUCUGCUUCCAUCAGAGAGCUAUAGUUCCAAGUUCCCUAGGCAGAGCGACAGAUUGUUAAACCACUCUUGAGAACAGUAAGUGACUGAAGUGAAUGUACCUAAGUUUAAGUUAUAUGAAUGGAGAUUAUGUCUAUCCAUAAGGAAGAACAGUAAGAGCUGUUUGGCAGUGGAACAGACUCCCCACAAGAGGGAGUGCAAUCUUCUUCCUUGGAGUUUUGUUUUUUAGCAGAGUUUGGAAUGCCUUCUGUCAUGGAUGCUUUAGUUGACAUCCCUGCAUUGCAGGGGGUUGGACUCGAUGACCAUCAGGGUCCCUUCCAACUCUACAAUUCUAUGAUUUUAUGAUGCUAAACCUCUUCAAGCAUUUCACACACUCCUUCCAGUGGCUUUAUAUACAUCACCCCUCCCCCCCAUACUAUCUUCUUGGUAAUUUUGAGUAAACAUCUGAAUAAUAAUAGAAUAGUGUUCAAAAUAAUUCUUAAAUUAAUUUGACAGCCUGACCUCAGUGUCAUGUGGCAAUAAUAAUAAUAAUAAUAAUAAUAAUAAAUUUAUACCCUGCCCACCCUGGGCGGCUUCCAACAGAAUAUCAAAAAUGUGCUUGAACAUCAUAAUAAAUACAUAUAAUUGCUCUAGUUUAUCUUGUCUUCACUUUCCAAUGUAUAGCACAGUUGUACCUGGAUCUAAAAGUUAUUUCUACACUAUUAAUCCACCCCUUCCAGUAUUUCACUCAUUCCCGCCAGUGGCUGUAAAUCCAUCACCAUCUGUAUAAGUAUAGAAAAGUGUUCAAUUAUUUUUUAUGAACCUGAGAAUCUGACCUCAGUGUCACAUUGCUCAUACUGAAUAAUAAUAAAUAUGUACAGUAUUACAGUGGUACCUCGGUUUAAGAACUUAAUUCGUUCUGGAGGUCCGUUCUUAACCUGAAACUGUUCUUAACCUGAGACAACACUUUAGCUAAGGGGGUCUCCUGCUGCUGCUGUGCCGCCGCUGUGCAAUUUCUGUUCUCAUCCUGAAGCAAAGUUCUUAACCCGAGGUACUAUUUCUGGGUUAGUGGAGUCUGUAACCUGAAGCGGCUGUAACCUGAGGUACCACUGUAUUUCUCUGGUUAAUUGUAUCUUGUCAUUGCUUUCCAACCCCUCUGCAGGUCAGCGCUUUGCACAGAUGGAAGAAAAGGCUAUAUUAGCCACCAUUCUACGGCGCUUUUGUGUUAAAAGUACACAGCGACGUGAUCAACUCAGCCCUGUAGGAGAACUGAUUCUUCGUCCAAAUAAAGGCAUCUGGAUUCAGUUGAAAAGGAGAUCGUCUUCUAGCUCUUAA
Podarcis lilfordi (Lilford's wall lizard) is the source of this 14258-nucleotide messenger RNA. Lineage: Eukaryota; Metazoa; Chordata; Lepidosauria; Squamata; Lacertidae. The record is from the annotation of a GenBank genome assembly.